GGGCUGCGCCUGGGAGCGCGAAACAUGGCUGGGUGGGGUGCUGGCUGCGGCGGCGCUAGCAACGACUGGUAUUACGAGGGCGAGGGCGACUACAGUGUGUUCAAGGCGGCUGUGGAGGUGUUCGGGAAGCUGAAGGAACUAAACUGCCCCUUCCUAGAGGGUCUGUAUAUCACAGAACCAAAGACGAUUCAGGAACUGCUAUGUAACCCCUCGAAGUACCGCUUGGAGAUCCUGGAGUGGAUGUGUAUACGGGUCUGUCCCACCUUGCAGGACAAGUUUAGCUCACUGAAGGGGGCCCCGGCAGAGGUGAAGAUCCAAGAGAUGGUGAAAUUAGGCCAUGAGCUGAUGCUGUGUGCACCAGAUGACCAGGAACUCCUGAAGGGCUGUGCCUGUGCUCAGAAGCAGCUGCACUUCAUGGACCAGUUGCUGGAUGCAGUCCGGAGCCUGACUGUUGGGUACUACAGUUGCUCGAGCCUAAAGGAGCACUUCGAGGACACCAGGGAGAAGAAUGAGGCAUUGCUUGAGGAGCUCUUCUCCAACCCCCACCUGCAGACGCUCCUGAACCCCCGGUGUGACUCAUGGCCCCUGGACAUGCAGCCCCUCCUUGAUGAGCAGAGUGAUAACCGGCAGCGGGCUGGCGCCUGUGCCGGGUUUGAGGAGGAGAAAAUGGUGGAGCUGGCCAGGCAGCUGCAGAACAGCACUGCGAAGCUGCAGGCACUCAGGCUAGAGUGCUUUGUGCAGCGCAAGCAGGGGACCCCUACGGGCGGGGCUGACACCAGCACCCUGGACCAGAAACUGCGCCUGGUCAUCUCAGACUUCCACCAGCUCAUCUUGGCUUUCCUCCAAGUCUACGACAAUGAGCUGUGUGAGUGCUGCCGGCGCCCAGGCCCUGACCUCCACCCAUGUGGCCCUGUUGUCCAGGCUGUGUACCAGUCUCUGACUUCCUGCAGCCAACUACUGAAAGCCAUGGCGAAGCUUGCUGACACCUCUGUGAGAGCUCUGGAGAUGGCGAGGAAGCAGCAGGGUGAGCAGAUCUGCUGGGGCAGUGACAGCUCUGUGAUGAGCCUAGCCACCAAAAUGGAUGAGCUAACACAGAAAUACAAGGUCUUCAAUGAAGUUGUACGCAAAGGCCCAGGAUAGCUUGAGGGCAGGAAGCCCUCCCCAAGGGCCGAGCCAUGGCAGGAGGAGCAGUUACAGCCCUAUCGUUUUCUAGCAGGGUCCUGGGCAUUGGGGAGGAAGGGAGGGCUGGCAGGGAUUGCCAGAAGAUUUGAACUGGGCACAAAGGAAACUUGGGGCUCAGUGAAGUUGCCUUCAGCCUGUUUUUUGCGUCCGUGGCUCUGUGUCACUCUUUCCUACCCUCUGCUCAAGUGUCCCAGGUCCAGGCCAGUGAGUUGCAGCCCUCCUGCUGCCCUGGCAGGCUAGGCUGUGUCCUCUCCAUGUUCUGUCCAUUCUUUCCUCCUCCUCCUUCUUUCACUGGGUGCUCAGCAUAGGCCAGGGAAUUUUUGCCAGUGGCCUGACUGGUUGUCCAGGAAGCUGCUCUUGGGCUUCCCAGGUGACCCAGUACCUCCAUGAGCACUGUGCCUGUCAUAGCCACCUCCCUCCCCAGGAACUUGGGAACAGGAACGACUGGUGGGGCCUUUCCCGCGGCUCUCUGUGGGGCUAGGAGUGGGGAGGGUUUCCCUCACACCUGCUGCUUCCCACCAUGGCCUGCUCCCUGCCACUGUCGCCUGUACUUCCCUAAGUCCCCCUGUGGGCACUCAAGACAAGGAAGCCACAGACCCCUCCUGCCCAGUCUCUUGGAGUAUUCCCUGGGCUGCUACUAUGGGAAGUGGGAAGACAGGCAGGCCUGUGGUCACCAGU
Molecule: messenger RNA, 1860 nt
Organism: Otolemur garnettii (small-eared galago)
Lineage: Eukaryota; Metazoa; Chordata; Mammalia; Primates; Galagidae
Gene: HAUS7
Product: HAUS augmin like complex subunit 7
Exons: 10
Coding region: 25-1140 (371 amino acids)
Biological process (GO): spindle assembly; centrosome cycle
Cellular component (GO): HAUS complex
Molecular function (GO): microtubule minus-end binding
Source: RefSeq, a predicted model, not a curated record